GUCCUACACAACAAAAGGCCGUUGGUUGUCAUUUUUAGAUGAUAAAUGUUAUUUAACUCUCACUUAUAAGUUCAGUUUUUUUAAGUAAUAAUAAAGAGAAACGGGAAACGGUUAUUUAGAAAGCAGCAGUUAGUUUCGUUUCUGUGUAAGUCAGCAUCAUCAUCGUCAUCAUCAGCUCCUCCUCAGUAAACCAGACGACUACAGGAAACUAUGGGUCCCGGAGCAGUUGCUGCCAUCACAGCAGGAGCAGUAGGAGCAGUGGGAGCAGCAGGGGCAGUGGCCCUAGCUCCAGUUGCUCUAGGGGCAGCUGGUUUCACCUCAGCUGGGAUAGCAGCCGGCUCCUAUGCUGCAGGCAUGAUGUCAUCUGCAGCCCUUGCUAAUGGUGGAGGAAUAGCAGCAGGAAGUGUGGUGGCUAUUUUGCAGUCUGCAGGUGCUGCUGGUCUGUCAGCGACCGCCUCUGCCAUUGUGGCCAGCAUUGGAGCUGGCAUUGGGGGUGGUGUUGGAGCAACUGUGACAUGGCUGACAAGGAUUAUACGCAAAAAAUGAAGGAGAAAAAGAAAAUUUCAUUACUUCUUCAAUAGUCUGCUGAAGACGUCUGUAUUAUACUCAUGUAUGCUAGCUAAUUAGCAUCUUUGUUUACUCUGAUAUCAUAUGGAUCAUCUGCUAUAUGAUUUAAAUUAAACAUCAAACACUAAUAUGCUAAUUGCACUAAUCUACUUUACUCUACACUAGACUCAUUUUGUUGGCUAGAAUUGUAAUACAAAGAACAAAGAAUCUCAAAAUGGCAAAAAAUGAGUGAUUCAUUUGCAUUUCACUUGUCUAGUCACUAAAACUACAAUCCUUAAAAUGUCUUUGUAUCUCCUCCUUGUGCAUGCAUGACCGAAUAAAGAAAUCAACUGUUUAAAAA
Messenger RNA from Melanotaenia boesemani (Boeseman's rainbowfish), 907 nucleotides. RefSeq names its product interferon alpha-inducible protein 27-like protein 2A. Gene Ontology annotation, biological process: apoptotic signaling pathway. Lineage: Eukaryota; Metazoa; Chordata; Actinopteri; Atheriniformes; Melanotaeniidae. The coding region runs from base 211 to 546 and encodes 111 amino acids. The transcript has 5 exons. The record is from RefSeq and is a predicted model, not a curated record. Gene Ontology annotation, cellular component: membrane; mitochondrion.